AUGGCGGCAGCAGUCUCCCAAGGGGGCGCUAACACUACCUUCAAGGACAAGGAGAAGCCUAUGGCCGUGCGGACAGCCAACAUUCUGGCUGCUAGAGCUGUUGCGGAUGCCAUCAGAACAUCUCUGGGACCCAGGGGAAUGGAUAAGAUGGUAUGUUUGUCCCCCAGAGACAUCUCAGCCACCAACGAUGGAAACACAAUGUUGAAGGAUAUGAGCGUGAUGCACCCCGCGGCCCGCAUGCUUGUCGACCUGAGUGCUGCUCAAGAUGUUGAAGCCGGUGAUGGAACAACUUCCGUGGUCGUUAUCGCUGGCAGCUUGCUGGGUGCCGCCGAGCGCCUGCUGAGCAAGGGUAUUCACCCCACCAUCAUUUCCGAAUCCUUCCAGAGAGCCGCUGCCGCAGCGGUCGAGAUUCUUCAGAAUAUGUCCCGUCCGAUCAAUCUGAUGGACCGUGCUACCCUCCUCCAAGCCGCCUCGACCUCGCUCUCCUCCAAGAUCGUGUCACAGCACUCCGGCCUUCUUGGCCCCAUGGCCGUCGACUCGGUUCUCCGCGUCAUCGACCCUAAGACAGCAGACAAUGUCGACCUCAGAAAUAUCCGGAUUGUGAAGAAGGUCGGCGGUACAAUUGAGGAUAGUGAGAUGGUGGACGGUCUUGUGUUGAACCAGCCCGUUAUCAAGAGCAGCGGUGGCCCCACAAGAAUCGAGAAGGCUCGGAUAGGCUUGAUUCAGUUCCAGCUUAGCCCCCCCAAGCCUGAUAUGGAGAACCAGAUUGUUGUCAACGACUACCGCCAGAUGGACAAGAUCCUCAAGGAGGAACGUCAGUAUCUUCUCACCAUGGUCAAGAAGAUCCAGAAAACGAAGUGCAACGUUCUUUUGAUCCAGAAAUCCAUCCUCCGCGACGCCGUCAAUGAGCUUUCUCUCCACUUCCUCUCACGACUCAAGAUUCUUGUUGUUAAGGAUAUCGAGCGGGAUGAGAUUGAAUUCCUGUGCAAGAGUCUUGGCUGCAAGCCCGUCGCCAACAUCGAUUCCUUCACCGAGGACAAAUUGGGCACUGCGGACCUCGUCGAGGAGGUUGACGCUUCUGGUGCCCGGUACGUGAAGAUCACCGGCAUCAAAUCACCAGCUGCGGCCAACAAGCAGACCGUGUCGAUCGUUGCUCGAGGCGCCAAUAAUCUGAUUCUGGACGAGGCCGAACGGUCCCUGCACGACGCCUUGUGCGUCAUCCGUUGCUUGGUCAAGAGACGCGCCCUCAUUGCCGGUGGUGGUGCCCCUGAAGUUGAAGUCGCUUACGCUCUUGCCAAGCGCGCUCGUGAGCUUGCAGGCACCGAGGCCAUCUGCUGGAAGGCAUUUGCAGAAGCCAUGGAAGUCAUCCCCACCACACUGGCAGAGAACGCCGGAUUGAACUCGAUCAAGGUGGUCACAGAGUUGCGACACCGCCACGCCGAAGGCCAGCACAAUGCCGGUGUCAGCAUCCGCAGCGGCGGCGUACGGGAUGAUAUCACGGAAGAAAACAUCCUGCAGCCCCUCUUGGUGAGCACCAGCGCGAUUGAACUGGCGGCUGAGACGGUCAAGAUGAUUAUGAGAAUUGAUGAUAUUGCCCUAUCGAGAUAA
Aspergillus clavatus NRRL 1 is the source of this 1608-nucleotide messenger RNA. Its product is annotated as chaperonin-containing T-complex subunit CCT4. NCBI's taxonomy places the organism in Eukaryota, Fungi, Ascomycota, Eurotiomycetes, Eurotiales, Aspergillaceae. Gene Ontology annotation, biological process: protein folding. Gene Ontology annotation, molecular function: ATP-dependent protein folding chaperone; ATP binding; ATP hydrolysis activity. Gene Ontology annotation, cellular component: chaperonin-containing T-complex. The record is from RefSeq and is a predicted model, not a curated record. The transcript is spliced from 6 exons. The coding region runs from base 1 to 1608 and encodes 535 amino acids.